AUGAGAAUUAAUAUGCCGUAUCUCACGUCCAAGGUAUCGCAGUCAAAUGCUAACGAUACUGUUGACGAUGCUGAUAGCGUAGAGUUUGAUAAUGAGCGUGACUCGCCUACAAAGACAACUAAAAUUACACUUGAGUCACACGAAAUACGAAGGGCGUCCGCUAACGAUGACGAAGACAGAAUUCAGAUUAAACCCGUAAAUGACGAGGACGACACAUCUGUCAUGAUUACUUUCAAUCAAUCUCUUUCACCCUUCAUUAUUAUUUUGACUUUUGUUGCGUCCAUAUCCGGAUUCAUGUUCGGUUACGACACUGGUUAUAUAUCUAGUGCCCUGAUCUCGAUCGGAACUGAUCUAGACAAUAAGGUACUCACUUACAGGGAGAAAGAAAUUGUCACUGCUGCAACUUCUCUAGGGGCAUUGAUCACAAGUAUUUUCGCUGGUACUGCAGCUGACGUGUUUGGUAGGAAGCGUUGUUUGAUGGGGUCUAAUCUAAUGUUUGUUAUUGGCGCAAUUCUUCAGGUCUCCGCACAUACUUUCUGGCAAAUGGCCGCUGGUAGACUAAUCAUGGGUUUCGGUGUCGGUAUCGGUUCUUUAAUCGCGCCACUUUUUAUAAGCGAGAUCGCCCCCAAGAUGAUUAGAGGAAGGCUUACCGUUAUUAAUUCCUUAUGGUUGACCGGUGGUCAACUGGUUGCUUACGGCUGCGGUGCUGGGUUAAACUACGUCAACAACGGUUGGAGAAUCCUUGUUGGGCUGUCCCUGAUCCCUACCGCCGUGCAAUUUACGUGCCUGUGCUUCUUGCCAGACACUCCAAGAUAUUAUGUCAUGAAGGGUAAUUUGGAAAAGGCUACAGAAGUUCUUAAAAGAAGUUACACUGACACAUCGGAGGAGAUCAUUAAGCGUAAAGUCGAGGAGCUUGUUACUUUAAAUCAAUCCAUUCCUGGUAAAAGCGUACCUGAAAAAGUUUGGAAUACUAUCAAAGAAUUGCACACAGUUCCAUCUAAUUUAAGAGCUUUAGUUAUUGGCUGUGGGCUACAAGCAAUUCAACAAUUUACCGGUUGGAAUUCAUUGAUGUAUUUCUCCGGUACCAUAUUCGAAACUGUUGGUUUCAAAAAUUCCUCCGCUGUUUCAAUCAUCGUUUCCGGUACCAAUUUUAUCUUUACUUUAAUUGCCUUUUUCUGUAUUGACAAAAUUGGUCGUAGAACCAUUCUAUUAAUCGGAUUGCCAGGAAUGACCAUGGCUUUAGUUGUGUGUUCUAUUGCCUUCCAUUAUUUAGGCAUUAAGUUUGAUGGCACUGUCGCUGUUGUGGUCUCUUCUGGUUUCUCCUCCUGGGGUAUUGUAAUUAUUAUCUUCAUUAUUGUGUUUGCUGCAUUCUACGCCCUUGGUAUCGGUACUGUUCCAUGGCAGCAAUCGGAAUUAUUUCCACAAAACGUGAGAGGUAUUGGGACUUCGUACGCAACUGCUACAAACUGGGCUGGCUCUCUAGUUAUUGCAUCCACAUUUUUAACCAUGUUACAGAAUAUUACUCCUGCAGGCACCUUUGCUUUUUUCGCCGGAUUAUCGUGUUUAUCCACUAUUUUCUGCUACUUCUGUUAUCCAGAAUUAUCGGGGUUGGAGCUAGAGGAAGUACAAACUAUCUUAAAGGACGGCUUCAAUAUCAAAGCUUCGAAGGCUUUGGCCAAGAAGAGAAAACAGCAAGUUGUCAGAGUUCAUGAAUUGAAAUAUGAACCAACUCAAGAAUUUAUUGAAGACAUAUAA
Molecule: messenger RNA, 1755 nt
Organism: Saccharomyces mikatae IFO 1815
Lineage: Eukaryota; Fungi; Ascomycota; Saccharomycetes; Saccharomycetales; Saccharomycetaceae
Gene: ITR1
Product: myo-inositol transporter ITR1
Exons: 1
Coding region: 1-1755 (584 amino acids)
Biological process (GO): transmembrane transport
Cellular component (GO): membrane
Molecular function (GO): myo-inositol:proton symporter activity
Source: RefSeq, a predicted model, not a curated record